AUGGUCUGCUCCGCAGCCGCGGCUGGCCGCGACCUGGCAAGUGUGGCGGCAGCGGCAAGCGGCGGCAGCCGCAGCACGGGCACGCGCACCGACAGCAGACGACGCCGCAGCGUGCAGCGGGCGGGCAGGCGGGCGGGCAGGCAGGCAGGCAGGCAGGAAGGCAGGAAGGCAGGCAGGCAGGCGGUGCGUGAGCCGGAGCAAGGGGGGGCUGCGAGGGCUGCGAGCCGCGGGGCCAGCAGCGGAUCGCCCCAGUUCUGGAACGGCCGGCACAGCGACUCCGGGGCUGCGCCCGGGAUGUCCGCCGAUCCGGGCGCUCCCGGGGCGGCCCUGGAGAUGCCUGGCGAGGGGGGCGCCGAGGGCUCGCAUGUGGCCCCCUACAAGAACAGCUUCCUGGAGCUCGUGCACGUGGAGCCCCACCUCCGGCGCGCCCAGAGCGACAGCGACCUCUGGAGCUCGUCCGGCGGGUGCCCCUCGCGGCCGGAGGACGACGCCUCGCUCGUGGCCGGCCGCGGUCGCCUGCCCGGCCGCGCGGGGGCGGCGUCGACGUCGAUGCAGGAGCUUCUCGCGGGCGGCGCGGACGGCCGCAGCUCUCCCGGAGGCUCUGCCGACGAGGACGGCCACCGACGCCCCGCCGGGACGGCCGCAACAGCAGCUCCCGCUCCAGCACGGGAGCCCACCAGGACAGACAAGCACGCAGGUUGGCAGGUCAACGACCGCACUGCGGGCAGCGGCUUGGAGGGCCGCGGCAAGAAGGACGACGGGCAGGAGGAGCUCGCGAAGCUGGAAUCGUCGCGGGGUGCCGCGACGCACGCCACUGGCAACUGCAAACCCUGUAUCUACCACAACGCCAGCUCGGGCUGUGCGAGGGGCGUCAGCUGCAAGUUCUGCCACGAGCCGCACGAGCGGAAGCAGAGGGCACGGCCGAGCAAGGCCACCAGAUUGCAGUGCAAGAAAUUGGCUGAGAAUUUUGGCACUGCGAAGGGCCAGCCGGACACCGAGGCCAAUCCGGGUCCGCUGGCCCUGGUCAGUGACACUUACUUGGCCACGAUGGGCAUCAUGUGCGCCGCGGAGCGAAAGUACAUGCGCAGCAUCCUGUCGGCAAGGAGCAGGCAGUCGUCGGGGCAGCAGGCGACUGCACCGUGUGGGCGCACAGUGUCCGCGUGA
Molecule: messenger RNA, 1164 nt
Organism: Prorocentrum cordatum
Lineage: Eukaryota; Dinophyceae; Prorocentrales; Prorocentraceae
Source: the annotation of a GenBank genome assembly